AGUCAGUACAAAUUUCAAACAAACACACACACACACACGUACGGACGUACACACUCUCAGGUGUCUCUGUCCACUUUUUGUCUUCUCUCAUUUGUUUUCGCUUACGUCGUAGCUUCUGCCAAUUCUACUUGUAUUCAGACCGUCUGACAGCUUUGUUUUCGGGCUGCGCGCGUGCGCACGGUAUUUUGUUUUUGUUGGUUGUUGCUGAUUUGACGCGGCCAUACUCGCGGAACUGACCCUGAAGGAGGAAAAGGACCGACCUGAGCGCCAAAGAGGGAGGCGCUCCGCUGCAUCUACGGAGUUUGCAGUUUUUUUUGUUUUAGGUGUUUUAGCACUUUGGCAAACGCAGGUGGACAGAGUUCGCCGCGAGCUGAGCGGAGUACAAUCCUUUGCACUGAAGACACUCCAGACACCAAGGCAAGCGAGAAUGGACGUAGGUCGCGAGGGCCACUCAGGGCUCUACACCAUGCACUUCUCCACCGUUUUUCCACCAGAGAAGGCGGGCGCGGAGAAGGCUGGUGGGGCAGCCGCCAACGCGUCUUCCUCCUCCUCCUCGCCUCCGGCUGCUGGGGCUACUGCAGCGGCAGCCGCCCCAGCGACGACCGCCGCCGCCGCAGCGACCGUGGUGUCCGUGGGCAGCAAGCCCGGCACAAGCAGCUCUCCCUCCUGCUCCCUUUCUCAGUUCAGCCAGUGGCACAUUCUCAUCCGCAUGGACGUGGAGAACGAGAUGUUUUUUGUGAAGGGCGACGCAAAAGUUUUUUCUCCCACCCCGUCGCUGACAAGCGGGACGGCGCGCGGCAUCAACCGCGACGGCACCGCGGCGCAGAGCACAACCGCGCCGGACGGGAUACCAAUUGUGCCGGUGCAUCAGAAGGACCGUCGAUGCAGCGUUGUGAUAGGGAGCUUCUACCGGCAGGGCGAGGGCCUUGACGGCGCGAGCGCGGUGCCGCCGUCCUCCAUGCUGGGACUAGAGGUGCGCAUGCCGCACCUAGAGGCGGAGGUGCUGGGGCUGUCGGAGCCCGAGACGUUGAAGGAUGUGGUGUUGAACUGCUCUGGCAACAAGUCGUGUGGGUGGUACAUGGGGGCGGUCACCGUGACGGUGGAGGGUAAGGCGGUGGAGACGCCGCAGACGGUUCGGUUUCUGCUGAAGCCGUUUUACGGGCACCGCUGCGCGAGCUGCCUCGACCCGGUCUACGCCAUCGGCUACACCUGCGAGCGUUGCGAGGUCCCACACUACUGCUCGCGGGAGUGCAUGAAUGCGCACAUGAAGAAGCACCACAAGCUGCUCUGCCCGAUUCUGUAUGAGCGGUAUCGCUAUCAGUCCGGCGAGGUGGUGACGGAGGUGCCAGAUGGCUCGGCGCUCGUAGCGUGGUGGCGCUGUCUGGAGCAGGGCGCCUUCAACGUGCUCGUAGACCCCAACAACUCCCUCGGCUACGGCAUUGAGUUGACCCUUAACGUGCUGAAGUCGGUGCGGCAGGAGGGGUUGCAGUACCGUCUUGUCACGCCCUCCUCGCUGACCACCUUUCCGCCGCACGAGGAGGUCGCACGGUUUGCCUGCGUGUUGUUGCGCGAGGUCAGCCGUAGCGCCAUCUUAGAGGGCUGCGCCCCCCUGGCCGCGGCCUGCCUCGACUACCUCUACGUCUUCAGCCCCUCCGCCGACUUUGCGAUACAGGCGCACAUUCUCUUCUUCACAACCUUCCAUUGCGAGGACCUCGACGUGCCCAUCGACACCUUUGAGGAAUACGUCUCCUUCGCCCGCCCCCUGCACGCCCUCGCGUCGCUGCAGAUCAACUACGCGUUGAAGAGUACCAUUCCAGCUGAGUUCUGGCGUCGGGUGAAGAUCGCGAAGGACUCCAUCGCGUCGCUGCUCGCGGUUACGAACGUUGUGCCGAGCGGCGGCGUGGAGGGCCUGAAGGAGAUCAUCACCGCGCAGCAGCGUGACGCCUUGAUGAUGUUGUCGAAGAUUUUUGUCAUGAUGGCGACGCGCGCCCCGCAGGGGGAGUGCCAGCGGUGGCUGGAGCAGGCGGAGCGGUGCCUCAUGCAGUGCCAGAACGGCCUCGGCACGACGAAUUCGGCGGAGGUGGACGCCGUGAUCUGCUACCGCCUCUCCGCCCUUCUGCUGCUGUACAAGACGGACACCAAGACGGAGGAGGCGAGGCAGCAGAAGAAGCGCGGCGAUUCCUUCUUGAAACUCCGACAGAAAUCCAUGAAUGACGAGAUUAGCAUGCAGCAGCAGAAUGGCGUGGAGGAGGGCGAGCAGGCGAAAGAGAAGAGGCAGUAG
Molecule: messenger RNA, 2281 nt
Organism: Leptomonas pyrrhocoris
Lineage: Eukaryota; Euglenozoa; Kinetoplastea; Trypanosomatida; Trypanosomatidae
Exons: 1
Coding region: 428-2281 (617 amino acids)
Source: RefSeq, a predicted model, not a curated record